Penicillium crustosum is the source of this 432-nucleotide messenger RNA. RefSeq lists its product as uncharacterized. The transcript has a single exon. The coding region runs from base 1 to 432 and encodes 143 amino acids. Lineage: Eukaryota; Fungi; Ascomycota; Eurotiomycetes; Eurotiales; Aspergillaceae. The record is from RefSeq and is a predicted model, not a curated record.
AUGUACUUCAGAUAUCACCCGGCUCGCGUGAGUAUUCCUGAGUCCCACCGCAAGGUCUGGAUCAAUUGGGGCCCGCCACUGAUACACAACUACUCAAAAUCCAGCCCAGCAGCAAUUGGGCAGCGGGAUAUAUUGAAUCGGAUGAUCCGUGAAAUUUCUGAGCUUAUCGCCAGCCAAGUACUUGGACAGGCUCCAGCUAGCCAUUGGCACCCCGAUUCAAAGACCGGAAUCUCUGAUUUUCCGGACCUUCGUCUAUGGACAGAUUUGCGGAAGCACCAGCCAAGGACAGGAUCAAGCUUGCCUGUUGGGUCUUUUGCUGAGCAAAGUGAAUCAAGCAUCAAACUGGAAUGCCAAAGAUACUCACCUAUGUACGAGCCAUUACGACUGUCAGAUGACGAGUUGGAUGUCGAAGAUGGGGGUGUAAAAUUAUGA